This is a messenger RNA of Colossoma macropomum (tambaqui), 1101 nucleotides long. RefSeq names its product caspase-6-like. The coding region runs from base 98 to 868 and encodes 256 amino acids. The transcript has 6 exons. Gene Ontology annotation, cellular component: cytoplasm. The record is from RefSeq and is a predicted model, not a curated record. Gene Ontology annotation, biological process: apoptotic process; proteolysis. NCBI's taxonomy places the organism in Eukaryota, Metazoa, Chordata, Actinopteri, Characiformes, Serrasalmidae.
GUAGUAUUGUCUUUGCAUAUGGAAAGUUCUUCCUGUAGUUAAUCUGUUCAGUCCUUCUUCUUCGUUACUGGAGCUCAGAUGCACAUUGAGAUGCACAAUGGCAUGCCAAAAGAAAGCCUCAGAUUUGAUUCCGGAGUACAAGAUGGACUACAAGCAACGAGGAACAGCCCUCAUCUUCAACCAGGAACGCUUUUUAUGGAAGUUAAAACUGAGGGAACGUCAUGGCACAGCUAAAGACAAAGAAGACCUCACUGAAAGAUUUCAACAGCUAGGGUUUCAUGUGGAACCGUAUAAUGAUUCAAACAAGAAGAUCAUGAUGGACAAAUUACGAAAAGCUGCUGAAGCUGACCAUACAGAUGCCGACUGCUUUGUGUGUAUUUUCCUGAGUCAUGGGGAAGAUGGCCAUGUCUUUGCCCGUGAUGAUAAGGUUGACAUUAAGGAAAUAACAGCACUCUUCAGGGGAGACCAGUGCAAAAGCCUUGUAGGAAAGCCCAAGAUCUUCAUCUUCCAGGCAUGCCGCGGUGACAUCACCGACAAUGCUGUGACUGGCAUGUCCCAAGAUGAGAUGUCUAGUGAGGUGGAGGAGGACGCUGCCAUUGUCUACACACUCCCAGCAGGGGCAGAUUUCCUCAUGUGCUACUGUGUAGCUGAGGGAUUCGCUGCCUUCCGCCACACAACGCUUGGCUCAUUCUACAUUCAAGACUUAUGUGAAACCUUGCAAGAGCAAGGCUCAACUCUAGAGUUCACUGAGCUCUUGACCCUUGUGAACUUGAAGGUGUCCAGACGCACCCAUGGAAUCAAGAAACAGAUGCCCUGCUUCACCUCCAUGCUCACCAGGAAACUCUACUUCAGGCCCAAAAAGGAGUGAACAGUCAGACUCAAAAAUAUCUGAAUCUUUAAGGUGGAAGUACUCAGGCCCAACUCUCCCAAAGAGAAGUAAACCAUCAGACACGAUGCUGUAAGAUUUGUAUAACGUACGGCAUUUGAUUCAAUACAUUUUCACAUUUGUUACUCUUAUGUGUCAGUUAACGUGUGUUUGUUUUCUCCCCCUCUUGUUCGUUUUUGUCACUUUUCUUGGCUGUCAUUUUCCCUCGUAUGGCU